AUGCCGCAGCCGCCGUCGACCGAGGAGGACAUCGACGAUGACUUCGUCCCGUCCCAGCUCGGCAUCAAGGACAUCAUCUCGCUCUGGAUCACCCAGAUCCUCCAGACCUACGGCGACGAGGAGUCCAAGGACGGCGCGCCCGUGUGCGAGGGUUCGGUGGACGACCUCGUCGGCGGUCCCAUCUUCCUCGCGCUCUACCCUUACUUCCUCAGGUACGGCGGGGUGUUCAAGCUGGCGUUCGGGCCCAAGGUUUUCAUGGUGCUGUCCGACCCCGUCGUCGUUCGCGAGGUGCUCAAGGAGAAGCCAUUCGCGUUCUCAAAGGGCGUCCUCGCGGAGAUCCUCGAACCGAUCAUGGGCCAAGGGCUCAUCCCCGCACCGUACGCGGUGUGGAAGAACCGGCGCAGACAGCUCGUGCCGGGGUUCCACAAGGCGUGGCUCGAUCACAUGGUCGGCCUCUUCGGCGAUUGCUCGACGCAGCUCGUCAAGAACCUAGACGCGGAAAUCGCCAAAGGGAACGGAUCCGCGAUUGUCGACAUGGAGGAGCGGUUCUGCUCCGUCUCGCUCGAUAUCAUCGGCCUCGCGGUGUUCAACUACGACUUCGGAUCCACCACGCGCGAGUCACCAAUCAUCAAGGCGGUGUACACGUGCCUGCAGGAGGCGGCGCACCGGAGCACGUUCUACUUCCCCUACUGGAACUUGCCACUCGCGGACGUCCUCGUCCCUCGGCAGCGCGAGUUUAAGAACAACAUGAACCUCAUCAACGAGACCCUCAACGGCCUCAUCAAGAAGGCGCAGGCGUUCGAGGGCACGGAGGACCUUGAGGAACUGCAGAACCGCGACUACAGCAAGGUCAAGGACCCGUCGCUCCUGCGUUUCCUGGUGGACAUCAGGGGCGCGGACGUGACGGAUUCGCAGCUGCGGGAUGACCUCAUGACGAUGCUCAUCGCGGGGCACGAGACCACCGCGGCUGUGCUGACUUGGUGCCUGUACUGCCUCGCGCAGGACCGCGAGUUGAUGGCUAGGGUGGUGGCGGAGAUCGACGACGUCAUGGGGCCGGCUGACGGGGAGACGCCGACGGCUCCGAAUUACGAGCAGAUCCAGAAGAUGGAGCUGGUCCGGCUGUGUCUGGCAGAGGCGCUUCGGCUGUACCCCGAGCCCCCCAUUCUCAUCCGGAGAUGUCUGGAAGACGUCCCCCUUCCUAAGGGCGCGGGCGACGCCAACGUGACCCUCAUCAAGGGCAUGGACGUGUUCAUCAGCGUGUGGAACCUUCACAGGCACCCCGACUGCUGGGAGGAGCCGCUCAAGUUUGACCCGACGCGGUUCAAGCGACCGUUUCAAAAUCCGGGCGUCAAGGACUGGGCCGGGUACAACCCCGAUCUCAUCAGCGGUCUGUACCCCAACGAGGUGACCAGCGACUUUGCGUUCAUCCCGUUCGGCGCCGGCGCGCGCAAGUGCAUCGGCGAUCAGUUCGCCAUGCUGGAGGCGACGAGCUGUCUGGCGAUGACGCUCCGACGGUACGAUUUCGAGAUGACGAAAGACGCGAGCGAAGUCGGGAUGGAGAUGGGCGCGACGAUUCACACCGCGGGCGGACUCCCGAUGAAGGUGACGCGCAGGUGA
Messenger RNA from Micromonas commoda, 1617 nucleotides. RefSeq lists its product with no specific name. The transcript has a single exon. The record is from RefSeq and is a predicted model, not a curated record. Gene Ontology annotation, molecular function: heme binding; monooxygenase activity; iron ion binding. Bases 1 to 1617 code for a protein of 538 amino acids. Lineage: Eukaryota; Viridiplantae; Chlorophyta; Mamiellophyceae; Mamiellales; Mamiellaceae.